This is a messenger RNA of Corticium candelabrum, 2317 nucleotides long. RefSeq lists its product as uncharacterized. The transcript has a single exon. The record is from RefSeq and is a predicted model, not a curated record. The coding region runs from base 385 to 2145 and encodes 586 amino acids. NCBI's taxonomy places the organism in Eukaryota, Metazoa, Porifera, Homoscleromorpha, Homosclerophorida, Plakinidae.
CUGCACAUCUACAAUCUGUGCAUUCAGCAAUGCAGAGUUCCAAGACUAUGGCAGUGUGCUGUCAUAAAGUUAAUUCCUAAACCAGGAAAAAGUAUCCCUUCUGACCCGUCUACCUUCCGACCAAUUGCUUUGACUUCUGUAGUUGGGAAGGUGUUCACGUCAUUCAUCAAAGACACUCUGUUUAAGCAUCUCAUAUCUAAUGGAUAUCUGGAUACAUCGAUCCAAAAGGGGUUCAUCAAUCACGUCAGCGGGUGUCAAGAACAUCAGUUCAAAUUGGUGGAGGCUAUCAGAGAUGCGAAAGCCAAUCAGCGGCUUCAAACCAUUCUAUGGAUUGACUUGCGUAAUGCUUUUGGAAGUGUUGAUCAUAACUUAAUCCGCUUUGCAAUGUCCCAUUACAAUUGUGGUGAUAUGGUGACAAAUCUCAUUUCCAAUAUAUAUUGUGGUCUUCGCGCAGUCAUUUGCACAGAUGACUGGUGUACUUCCAAUUUUCCUUAUGAGGUCGGUGUAUUUCAAGGGGAUCCUCUGUCAGUGGCUAUUUUUGACAUGGUUUUCAACCUUUACACUGAUGCUUUAGAAUCUCUCGCUCCAACUUGUGCCUAUCAGUUUUCGUCAGUGGCUCAAAACUCUUUCUUGUGUAGUUUUGCUGAUGACGCCGUCGUAGUCACAAGAGGUCCACAUGAAAUUAAUGCUGUGUGCAAGCGAACAGACCAAUUCCUCGAAUGGUCUGGCCUAGAAGUCAAUGCAGCAAAAUGUUCAACUUUUUCACGUCGGAGGCUGAUUCAUCCAACUGUCUUUGACCCGGAAAUCUCUAUACAAGGGCAAAAGAUUCCAUUCUUGUCACACAAGAAAAGCUACAAGUACUUGGGUCUUCCAAUUGCGUCUGAUCUGUCUCAUGCCGACAUUUCAAGAGAGCUUCUGGAGACUACUAAGAAUUUAUUGAAUAAAGUCGAUCAAACAGCCGUUUCCCGAAUGAAUAAAUGUCUUCUCUAUAAGAGAGCGGUGCUACCGCGGCUUUCAUGGUUACUGAGCAUUGCAUCUAUUCCUUUGUCAUGGAUCGAGCAAUCAUUGGACAGUGUAGUCACGAAAUUCUUAAAAAAAUGGGUCGGUCUUGCUCAUUCAGCAGCUGUCUCUCGCCUUUUCCUUAACACCAAGAACGGCGGCCUCCAACUUGGCCAACCGUCAGAUUCUUUCAAGAGACUACAGUCUUGCAACCUGCUUCGAUUUACUAAAUCAAAUGACGAAUGCUUGAGAGCCCUGGCAACUAUAAAGAUUUCAAGAGAGACUGAGUUGUCAUCAACCAGAUUUAGUGCCGGCAGUUUCUUGGCAACUCUUGAUACUUCGCCUGGGUGCCUGCAAUCAAAAAUAAAGAACAUCAAAAAGACGAUUACGGAAUCAUCAAAUAAUCGUCAUUUGUCACAUCUUACCUCCCUGUCUGUACAAGGUCAAGCGGCUCGAUUCAAGGACGUGGAAGCUGAGCACUUUGCCUUGUCCCUAAAAUCUCUACCCGAUGACUUGUUCAAAUGGGCAAUAAAUGGACUCCAGAACACCCUCCCAUCAGCAACCAACUUACAGUUGUGGAAGAAAAUUUCGUGCAAUCAAUGUCCUCUCUGUCACCAACCCCAAUCGCUGUGCCACGUGCUAAAUGCAUGUCCCAGUCUACUUGAUCGAGGUUUGUACAAACAGAGACACGACAAUACGCUGAGACUAUUUGUGGACUUUCUAAAACGUCAUCUUAGUCAACAGUUUUCCAUAGUAGCCGACCUACCAGAAUCAGUAUACAAUUUUCCUGUCGAUAUAACCUGUACCUGCCUUCGUCCAGACAUUGUUGUUUGGAAUGCCGUCCUCAAAAAGGCCUGGAUGCUUGAGCUGUCGGUCCCAUUCGAAACAGUCGUGGAAGAAACGAAGGCCCGGAAAGAACGCCGCUAUGCCCAACUUGUCAAAGAUGCUAACCAUCAGUAUAAGACGGAGCUUUUGCAUCUCUUGGUUGGGUCGAGAGGAUUGAUUUUUCCUGAAACUCGACGAGCAGUCUGCAUGUUGUGCAAGCCUCUUCAACGCGACUUGGACGAUCUGUUUCAAGCUGUCAUUCAUUCCACCCUGAAAGACUCUUUUCGAUGCUGGUUGGCAAGAAGAGACAACAUCUCUUAACUUAAAAGUGUUUUUUUUGUUGUUGUAAUUUCUGCUUUUAAUCAUUUGUGAUGUAUAGUCUUCGACUGGACCUCUACAUAGUACUCCAGAACUCUACUUCUGUUAUAGUGCUACCAGUCCUGUAGACGCUUAUUGUACUGUAUCGUUCGGUAUAUUACAAUAAAGGACCUUC